CCGUGCUGCACGAGGAGCGCUUCCUGCGACACGUUGGUUGGGGAAGUGAUCAAGGGAUUGGAGGAUUUGGAGAAGAACCAGGAAUUAAAGCACAGCUAAUGAACCUUAUUCGAUCUGUGCGAACCGUUAUGAGAGUGCCAUUAAUAGCAGUGAACUCCAUUACAAUUGUGCUGCUCCUGUUGUUUGGCUGAAGAUGAUCUGUUGCUUUUGGACAUCCAAAGAGGAAAGU
Molecule: messenger RNA, 229 nt
Organism: Tinamus guttatus (white-throated tinamou)
Lineage: Eukaryota; Metazoa; Chordata; Aves; Tinamiformes; Tinamidae
Product: immediate early response 3-interacting protein 1
Biological process (GO): endoplasmic reticulum to Golgi vesicle-mediated transport
Cellular component (GO): COPII-coated ER to Golgi transport vesicle; Golgi membrane; endoplasmic reticulum membrane
Source: RefSeq, a predicted model, not a curated record